UCUCAAUUUGCUUGCAACACCCAGUUGCUAGACAUUGAUAUCACUGGCUUUACUGCAACACAAAGAGAUGGUACACAAGAAAUUGACAUCACCGGACUGCAAGUCAACAAAAUGAUGAUGAAGCACAAGAUAUGUCGAGUUUUAAUCUGCACAAGCAAUUUCUUCAGUACAAGGAGCAAUUUACUUAGUUCUGAAGUAGCAAGUUAUAUAUUUUUUACAUGACACUUUUUUCAUUUUUGUUUGUUUGAGAUUUUCAGUUCAAAGCAAGGAGAAAGGUAUCCCUCAAGGCAAAGAAGACAACAAAGAUGGUGAUGACAAAGAAGAAGACAAAGAAAACAAACCACUAGCAAAUUGCGAUGAUGCUAAAGGCAAACAGCCAAGGAAAGACGACCACCAAGAUGAUGAAGGACAUAGUGGGCCCAACAAAGGAAAAUAUGAAACCAACAAUUCCGGAAAGCAAGCUGCAAGCAAUAUAGGGGACGAAAGUGGGAAUGCAAGUCAAAGGUUAACACCUCAAAAUUCAAAAGGGACAGCAGAUACAAAAGUCUCAGGCAAGUGCAGUGAUGUGUAUGUAGAUUUCGAGCCUAUCUCUCCAAUAAAUACGCUGAGUAUCAGAGAAGAGAUGGAAGCAUUAGGGCUACUUGAUGAUACACUACCAGUUCGUGCGAUUGCAAAGCUAAUGGUUUUUGAACCGAUGGAGAUUUUAGAAGUGAGUGCAACAGCGGAGGUGAAGAAAAUGGUUGAGGAUUGCAUGCAGCCACUACCUAUGCCAGACUCCGGAUUAAAUCUGCCACUCAAAGAAGAAUCUGAGAAGUUCGAGGCUAAACAAAUCAAAGAUGCCAUCGAGAACCACCUAUCUCCAGAAACAAAGAAAGAAUUGACGACCAAGAGAACUGCUAUAAGGAUAGAUUUUAUGACUAGAAAGAAGUUGGCGGCUGAAAGUUCCAAGGCUGCAUGCCACUUGCCUCCACUUGCACCCAAAAAGGAUAAUGGAAAGAAAACUUCAGACAAAAUGCAGCUCCCCCAAGAAGUAAAGGGAUCAAACGAGCUCAAGCAAAACAGCAAAAGCCCACAGAGCAAUGAAAAUAAAAAAGAUGAAGCAUCUACAGCAUCAUCAACAGCAACAAGGAUAAAUGUUUACACCAAGAAGCCAAGGAAAAUUUCAACUGAAAUGGAGAAGCUAGUAGAAGCCUCGCUUCCAAUAGACAAGGGUGAAGAGAGCAAAGGCCCGCUGGCAACCAAAAAGUUAUAUGAGAAAGCAAAGGGCAUUUCCGGUGAGGGAGGAAGCAAUCUUCCAAUCAUGCGCACUAUUGAGGAGAUCAAGGAAUCUAAAGGAUACAAGGAUGCCCUAGAUGCACCCAGUUUCUCACUUGGGUUUGAUGAUGUUACCCAGAAGAGCCCAAGUAAAUCAACUGCCGACGACUCUAUCACCUCCUCAAUGUUUGACCAACUUUGCGAUGAUGCCAUGAAAAAGUCAGCGAAGCAUCAAGAUUACCCCACCAUAAACACAAACCAUUUGAGCCCGGAACAAGAAACCAUAUACAAUGAAAUUUGCAAGUGGAGGUCGCGGUCCGGUGCUGAUACCAGUCCGAACGCAUUCAAGUCAAAUGAAAUCACAGCUACUGCGAGUGAGCUAGCAAAUAGCAUGGCCAUGGGUAGAUCGCUAAACACAAUUGCGCUCCAAGUUGGGACAUUUGUAUUGUCGAAAGAUCCGGCACAAAGGAGGAAGAAAAUAAUGUCACCAUGGGCUGGGUUGAAGAUGAUGACGACAACAGAAGUGUAUUGCAGGAUGGUUGAGAAAGCAUUUGACUUCCUCAACACAGAAUACGACCUGAUCUUCUUCCCCGUCCAUCAAGCAAAUGAAGAUGAAGCGGAUGCAGCUGGGCACUAGUUUACAGUUGUAUUAAACCUGGUAGAUAAAAAGUUUCAAGUCAUUGAUUCUCUAAGGCCCUCUGGCAACCCGUUACUGGUUCUGAAAGCAAAAAUGGUUCGCGCGAAGAUCAUAACAUUAUGGAUGAAGUACACGGCAAAGCAUGAUGGGUGCACGGUCCCUGCUAUUUUUACCUAUGAACUUCAAGUUAUCUCAGGCUACCGGCAA
Panicum virgatum (switchgrass) is the source of this 2098-nucleotide messenger RNA. RefSeq lists its product as uncharacterized. The transcript has 7 exons. The record is from RefSeq and is a predicted model, not a curated record. Bases 623 to 1891 code for a protein of 422 amino acids. Lineage: Eukaryota; Viridiplantae; Streptophyta; Magnoliopsida; Poales; Poaceae.